AUGGCACGACCAGAAUGUGUUUGGGAGGCAACUUGGAUUUCAUUAUCAGAUGAUAUUUUACAUGAAGAAAGAAGAAUUAUGGAUAAUCCAGAGGCUGAGCUAACAGACGAUGAACUAAAAAAUCGUUGUCUACAAAAGUUGGAUAAUUUGUUGAAAGGUUGCGGAAAAACGUUAUAUGAAUUUCCAACAAUGCCAACACCGGUUUUCACUGAAGAAGAAGUUGACAACACCAAUAGACUAAUAUGUGAAGAACUGCGUUAUAAUAGGUGCUCUUUGUCUAAAGAACAUGAAGAAUUAUUGGUUAAAUUGACAACUGAGCAAAAAUCAUCUGCCAUUAGAUGUAAAGGAGAUAUUGUGUUAACAGUUGCGUCAAGCGGAAUUGCGUCUCUUUUGUUACCAGGAGGUCGGACAGCGCAUUCUAGAUUUGCAAUCCCACUAAAUGCAACUGAAGAUUCAACAUGUAAUAUCAAACAAGGUACUCCUUUAUCAAAAUUGAUUUUCAAGGCAAAGUUAAUUAUUUGGGAUGAAGCACCAAUGAUGCAUAGACAUUGUUUUGAAGCUCUAGACAGAACUCUAAGAGAUAUUCUUAGAUUUAAAGAUGCAUCCAAUGUAGAUCGUCCUUUUGGAGGAAAAACCGUUGUUCUUGGUGGUGAUUUUAGACAAAUACUUCCUGUCAUUCCAAAGGGUACAAGACAAGAUAUUGUUAAUGCUACCCUUAAUUCUUCAUAUUUGUGGAAUAAUUGUCAAGUGUUAACGCUAUCAAAAAAUAUGAGGUUGGAAGGUAAUCAGUUGGAUUCACAUUUGAAUGAUCUCAGAAAAUUUUCUGAUUGGAUUUUAGCAAUAGGUGAUGGCAUGGUUGGCAAUUCUAUUGAUGGUAUCGAUAAAGUUCACAUCCCUGAUGAUCUUAUAAUAAGCAAUUGUGAUGAUCCAAUUUGUGCGAUAGUGGAAAGUACAUAUCCGGAUUUUUUAAGUCAUUGCAGUGAUAUAACAUACCUGCAGCAAAGAGGAAUUCUUGCUCCCACUCUUGAUAUGGUUGAAUCUGUAAAUGAAUACAUGGUUUCUUUAAACAAUAGUCAACCAAAAUUAUUUUUUAGUUCCGAUACAAUUUGCAUGUCAGAAGACAAAUUUACAGGUUUGGAACACGUACAUACGCCUGAAUUUUUAAACACUAUUAAAUGUUCUGGAAUUCCAAAUCAUGUUAUCACUUUGAAAGUGGGUGUUCCAGUGAUGUUAUUGAGAAAUAUAGACUCAUCUUCAGGGCUAUGUAAUGGAACAAGAUUAAUCAUCACUAGACUGGGAAAUCGGGUUAUUGAAGCUAAAAUUUUAUCGGGAAAUAUGACUGGACAAAAGGUCUUCAUUCCAAGAAUGUCAUUAACUCCAUCUGAUGCAAGAAUACCUUUCAAGUUCCAGAGGAGACAAUUCCCAAUCGUUGUAUCAUUUGCAAUGACGAUAAACAAAAGUCAAGGAGAAUCUUUAUCGCAGGUUGGGUUAUAUUUGAAAAAACCAGUUUUCACACAUGGUCAGCUUUACGUUGCUCUAUCCCGGGUUACAACAAGAAAAGGAUUAAAGAUUUUGGUUUAUGAUGACGAUGGUGAAAUUUCAAAUGAAGCAAUAAAUGUGGUUUACAAGGAGGUUUUCCGUAAUUUACGUGGAGAAUAAAAGUUGUUGUUGUUAAAGUUAUUACGAGUCCAUUAUCUGGCUAAACAAACUUCAAAAGCAGCCAUAUCAUUUAGCUUCCUAGACUAUGCAGGUCUUAUGGGGCAUAUCUACUCUUUGAAGACAUAUGACAAGAAUUGUAGAUCCGCUAAUAACGCAUCAUCAAUAGGAGCAGCUGAUGACUUCAAUUCUCACAUUUUUCCUUUAAAUGCACAAAUCCAUCCUCUAACAAUGUUAUUUCAGUUUCACAUGUGCCUAAAUGCAUGAUAUUAUUUGAGAAAAUUGAGCUCGCUAUGAUUCGCUAUGCUUGCCUUUGUGUCUUGGUCCUGUCCACCAUUUUCCUCAAGGAAGCUGCUGCUUAUGGGCUCUGCCUUGCAGAGAUUGGUGAGAUGAUGAGCAGGGAGUUUUGUCGUGGGGAGGAGAAACCCAACGAGCUUGAAGUAUUUUGUUUAGAGGCAAGAAAGUUGAUUGCUGCGAGAGAGAUUUUAUCUCCAAAGGCUGACGUUAAUGAGGAGGAGUUCCAAUUUGACAUAGAUUACGAGGAUGAAGGGUAUGCUUUUUAGCCCAAAUAUGACCUCUGAAGACUUCAUGACCAGGAACCCAUUGCAGUUUCCAUAGUUGAUAGAUGAUAACUCCUUAUACAAUUUGUCAAAAUAGAUCCUUAGACCAUAUGUAUUUCUUUCUGGAUAAGCUAUUAAGCUAUAUCCAGCAAUUUGGGACAUGUAAAGAAUGUUCAGGAUUUUUUACAAUUUUUUUCAUGUCACAGUUGUUGGAGCCGUUGAUGGCACAUCUGGAGAGGCAGUCACAAUGCGAGUA
Messenger RNA from Nicotiana tabacum (common tobacco), 2472 nucleotides. Lineage: Eukaryota; Viridiplantae; Streptophyta; Magnoliopsida; Solanales; Solanaceae. The record is from RefSeq and is a predicted model, not a curated record.